GUACGCUAGACAUUCUUGUAACUGAGUUAAAGUCGAGCCAGGCCGAACGGGUAAGAAAAGCAAAAACCUGUUGAAAUGAUGGAUUGUUUUCGUAGUUGUAUAUAUGGAUAUGAUGAAGAUUGCACCCAGACAAUGGCAACCAUCCGAAAGAAACUAGUGAUUGUUGGAGAUGGUGCCUGUGGUAAAACCUGUCUUCUAAUUGUGUUCAGCAAAGACCAAUUCCCAGAGGUGUAUGUACCUACAGUAUUUGAAAAUUAUGUUGCUGAUAUUGAGGUUGAUGGAAAGCAGGUUGAACUAGCACUCUGGGAUACAGCUGGACAAGAAGAUUAUGAUCGCCUACGACCUCUGUCCUAUCCUGACACGGAUGUUAUCCUUAUGUGUUUCAGUAUUGAUAGUCCUGACAGCUUGGAGAAUAUUCCUGAGAAGUGGACGCCAGAAGUUAGACAUUUUUGUCCUAAUGUGCCUAUCAUUUUAGUAGGAAACAAAAAGGACCUCAGGAAUGAACCACACACAAUAAAGGAACUGGCUAAAAUGAAACAAAAACCAGUCACAUCAGAAGAAGGUCGAGGGAUGGCUGAGAAAAUUAAUGCUUAUGGAUACUUGGAAUGUUCUGCCAAAACUAAAGAUGGAGUUAGGGAAGUGUUUGAAACAGCUACACGAGCAGCAUUGCAGGUUAGAAAGAGAAAAAGGACAAAAUGUGUGCUCUUCUGAAUGUCACCAUGUUACCAGCUAUGGUCAUUCAUCUUUCUGGGUCAGUUGUCCACCAAAACAACAGCUAACCCCCACUUGCAGUGUCUGCUAAGAUAUCCCAUCUUUUCAUCAAUACAUUUUUUAUCUUAUUAAGUUGAAUAUAUGAAAAUUGUUGUGAUUAAUUUUUGAUUAUGUAUAAAGAAACACAAGGCUUGUAUCAAAUACUUGAUUUUAUUUUGCAUAGAGGACAUAUAAGUAGUGAUGAAUGUAGUGCAUAUCAGGGAGUAAAUCCCAUUUGACAAAUCUAUUCAUCUUGCAUGAUUAUGGGGGGUGGACCACUUGGAUAGGUCUCCUGCCAGUGUCUGUUGUGUGUUGGUGCUUCUUGUUCGUUUCACUCUAUACUGGGAGACAAGGGGAGUCUGUUUGUGUGCCUAACCAUCUGUAUGUCUAUCUGUUGACAUUGUUCUAUUCAGUUUAGGUUUCUCUCAGAUAUUUAGAACAUUUGAAAUAAAAUUUCUUUUGUGAAUACAAAAAUGAAAAAAAAAAAGUUUUUGAGUAGAUAUGUUAAUGUAAUGUUGAGAAUGUUUCAUCAAUAAAAUCCAAUUAAUUUGAUUCUUGUCUAUAAAGUAAUUUCAGAAAACAUUUCUUAUAUACAUACAAGCUUUUUAAAUGGAAAUACCAUGUGUGAUAGCAAAAUUAAUGUUCCUUCAGUUUAUGUCUGAGAAAUACUUGAUUCUCUGAAAUUAAUCCCUUUCAACUCGCAAUGAGUCUUGUUUUUUUUGUUUUUUUUUCUGAACCAUCUGUCAUCUUUAAAUAAAGCUUUCUUUCUAAGAACAAUGUUGACCAAUUGGAGGUUUUUAGUAAACAAAUUAAAAAUAAAAGAUUUCUGUGUAAGCAGGUUUAUUUCCUAACGUUUUCCAUUGUAGACAAGAAUGACUAAAAAUAAAGUUUUUCUUAUAGAUUCAGA
Limulus polyphemus (Atlantic horseshoe crab) is the source of this 1657-nucleotide messenger RNA. Its product is annotated as ras-like GTP-binding protein Rho1. The transcript is spliced from 5 exons. The record is from RefSeq and is a predicted model, not a curated record. Gene Ontology annotation, molecular function: GTPase activity; GTP binding. Bases 76 to 711 code for a protein of 211 amino acids. Gene Ontology annotation, biological process: cell migration; small GTPase-mediated signal transduction. Lineage: Eukaryota; Metazoa; Arthropoda; Merostomata; Xiphosura; Limulidae.